Haplochromis burtoni (Burton's mouthbrooder) is the source of this 4368-nucleotide messenger RNA. RefSeq names its product ubiquitin specific peptidase 44 (gene usp44). NCBI's taxonomy places the organism in Eukaryota, Metazoa, Chordata, Actinopteri, Cichliformes, Cichlidae. The transcript is spliced from 6 exons. Gene Ontology annotation, cellular component: cytoplasm. The coding region runs from base 259 to 2502 and encodes 747 amino acids. Gene Ontology annotation, molecular function: cysteine-type deubiquitinase activity; zinc ion binding. The record is from RefSeq and is a predicted model, not a curated record. Gene Ontology annotation, biological process: protein deubiquitination.
CGUCACGUCUCGCGGACGCGCUCGAGCCAACACCACGCGACAGUGACUGACAAGAUGGCGAUCAUUUCAGGAUCAGAGGAGUUACUGCGGUGAAGGAGAGGCUUGACAACACCACCAUGCCCUGGGAGGGUCUCACUUCUCAGUUCGCCAUGGUUACCAUGGUGAUAUGAAGCCAGCGUGAAGCGCUGACAAACAAAGACUUGCACGCCAAAAGGUCAGUUUGACUGACACAGCCAACUUGGCGGGCAGGCUUGUGUAAUGGACAGGUGUAAGCAUGUGGGGCGGCUGCGGCUGGCCCCAGACCACUCCAUUCUUAACCCCCAGAAGUGGCACUGCGUUGACUGCAACACCACCGAGUCCAUAUGGGGCUGCCUCGGCUGUGCCCACGUGGCGUGUGGCCGCUACAUCGAGGAGCAUGCUCUGCAGCACUUCCAGCAGCAGGGCCACCCACUGGCGAUGGAGGUUAACGAACUUUAUGUUUUUUGUUAUUUGUGUGACGACUAUGUUCUGAAUGAUAACGCCACCGGAGACCUCAAGUUGCUUCGCAGUACACUCAGCGCCAUCCAGAGCCAGCGUUAUGAGGUCACCACCCGCAGCGGGCGCACUCUGCGCUCCGCUAGCGCCAGCGUGGAUGUCCUCAUGCCAUCCGGCGUUCGUGAGUUGCAGUUGAGGGACGAGGACCGAAUGUUUACCGCUCUUUGGCACCGCCGCAGAGCACUUAUGGGACGCAUCUUUCGCCUUUGGUUUGGCCUGACUGAAUGUGGAAAAAGGAGAGCAGAGGAAGAGAGGAGGAGGGAGGAGGAGGAGGAGCAAAGAAGGGAGGCCAGGGAGAGGAGGCGAGCUCUCAAGAGGCAGCUACAGGAGGAGCUGGAGAACGCUCCUCUCAGGAAGAGUCGUCGCCUGCGUCAGAAAAGCCAGAGAGUUGGGGAUCUGACGACCACAAUGCUGACUUCUCGCAGGGCACGCAACAAGACGAAAACUCCAGCGCCCCCAUCCCUGAAACGCAGGCAACGAACCCGAAGCCCCGCCACUGUAACCCCCAAGAAAGCUGGACAAAAAAAAAAGGUCCAACCAACCCCCAAAGCACGCAGCCAUUCUUCAACUACCAAAUCUAAGCCCAAAGCCGCUUCAGCAACCCUGCAUACUGCCCAAACCCCUGUCUGCCGCAAGCAAGGCACCAAACAGGACGGCUCGCCCUUCAAGCGGCGUCCUACCGUUACUCCUGGAGUGACGGGAUUAAGAAAUUUGGGAAACACUUGUUAUAUGAACUCCAUCCUGCAGGUGCUGAGUCACCUGCAUGUUUUCAGGGAGUGCUUCCUGCGUCUGGAUUUAACACAGGCGCUGGAGCUACUGGCAUCUGCCGUCCAUGGCCAACUGGUGGAGAAGGCCUCAUCGCAGCCCCCCCUGAUCCAAAGGAAGGGACUCCAGACCAGCUCGGGCUCUGGGGUGGGGCUGAGCGGCGGGGCGUCACGAGGCCGCAGCAUGGAGUUGAUACAACCCAAAGAGCCCAGCUCGAAGCACAUCUCACUGUGCCAUGAGUUGCACACCUUGUUCCAGGUCAUGUGGUCUGGCAAGUGGGCGCUGGUAUCGCCUUUUGCCAUGCUGCACUCAGUGUGGCAGCUGAUCCCGGCGUUCAGGGGUUACGCUCAGCAGGACGCUCAGGAGUUCUUGUGCGAGCUGCUGGAUAAAGUGCAGCAUGAGCUGGAGAGCACGGGCAAGCACACAACCAGUGCUGGGGUCCCACAGACGCAGAAGCGGCUCAUCAAGCAGGUGCUCAGCGUGGUCAACACCAUUACUCUUUCUCACCUUUCCAUGCAGGUGACGUGCCUGGCCUGCGACCAUCGCUCCAACACUGUGGAGCCUUUCUGGGAUCUGUCGCUGGAGUUCCCGGAGCGAUAUCACAGUAAUAGCCGGGAGUCGGCCGCUCAGGCUUCGUGCCAUUUGACGGAAAUGCUAGCCAAGUUUACAGAGACCGAAGCUCUGGAGGGAAACAUCUACGCCUGUGACCAGUGUAACUCUGCCAGAAGACGGGCCUCAUCUAAGCCAGUCAUUCUGACCGAAGCACAGAAGCAGCUGAUGGUCCAUAAACUGCCUCAGGUCCUAAGGCUGCACCUCAAACGCUUCAGGUGGUCUGGGAGGAACCACCGGGAAAAGAUUGGAGUCCACGUCAGCUUCGACCAGCUCCUCAACAUGGAGCCCUACUGCUGCCGAGAGCCCUCACCCAAAGCCAUGCCCUACUCCAGUCCCAGCAGCCCCAGUGCCGCUGGCUCGCCCCGCUCAAAGCACUUCCUUUACGAGCUCUCGGCCGUGGUGAUGCAUCAUGGGAAGGGCUUUGGCUCUGGCCACUACACUUCCUACUGCUACAACACAGAAGGAGGCUUCUGGGUUCACUGUAAUGACUCUAAGCUGAACGUGUGCUCGGUGGAUGAGGUCUGCCGCGCUCAGGCCUACAUCCUCUUCUACACGCAGCGAGUAUCUCAGGACAGAGACCGGCCGCUAUAGGACUACACCCCUCUGUGAACCCCGCUGCCACCUCCCCAGCAGCCCGACUACUCAGCGAGGUGACAUCAGCACAGCCCCACCUAUCGGUCUUUCUCUUCCCUCUUUCUUUGGGCAUUUUGUAUCUGGGAGGUUGGGUCUUUUUAGUCUAUUUUUCUAUUAAAAAAACAAAACAAAACAAAAAGGAGGUGAGAGAGAAAGGACUCGUUUGUAAAGUUGGGUUCUGCUUUGUGAACUUGUUGUAUAUUGUGUUUAUAUGUAGGUAUUUUUCUUUUUAAAGAUUAUGUUUGUGAUUCAUGUACAGUUGUAUUUUAUAAAGAAGAGAGCGUCAGCCAAGGUGUCUGUCAAGCAGCCAGUAGACUUUGGUCAGGCAUGACUGCAUACUCUACAGGUAUGUCUGCUUACCUGUGCGCGAGGCUUGUUGAUUGUAAAUGCUGUGUUUUGGGGUUUUUGUUUGUUUGUUUUGUUUUAUAAAUCAGCUGAAAUGUUUCUCAGUCACUUUAGAUAGUCAACACAGAACUGGAUGUAGGGUUAUAAACUGUCAUUCACUCAGUAGAAAUGGCCUCCGUGUGUCUGAGACAGGUAAACAUUUUCACAGGCGUUCAUCCCGAUUCCUUGCCAAAAAAUGCACUAAUGUGUAUAGUACAGGUUUUUAGUGUUGGUUGUUUAAAAAUCUGUACACGAGCAAUGUUUUUCACUCUGAGGCAGACCUCAAGCCAAAGUAUUUGCGGGAAGUAUUUGGAAAGCCCUGCUUCUCCUAAACGGUUCAGUAUUUUAUGGAGUUUUUAAUGACAGCUACGAAUGAGUGUGACAGGGCCACAUUAAGAAGAAGGUUAGAUUUAGAAAAUAAUUUGGAGUGUUGAAAUAUUAUUCUAGAAAUAUAGUUAGAAUUUUGAGAAUAAUUUUGCAAUACAAAAACAUUUGAGAAUAAAGUCUACAUUUUGAAAAACAUUGGAAUAGUUACAAGAAUAAAGUUGGAUUUGAGAAUAAUGUCAGAAUAUGAUUAAAGUAACUUAAAAAAAUUAAAUACCAAUCUGAGAAUAAAGUCUGUAUUCUUUUGAAAGAAAGUCAACAUUUUGAGGAAAUUAGUCCAAAUUAUGAGACUAAAGUCAAAACACUAUUACUGAGACUACAAAAGAAAGCAUUUCUCUUUUAGUACACAAGUUUUGUGAUAUUAAAGGUGAGGACUAUCUUUUCAGGGGGAAAAAAUGCAAGUAAAAUUGAAUGAGGCCUACAGCUGUGUUCUACUCGAGAGCUUUAUUUUCAGCAUGCUAAGUUGUAAAUCUACAUUUUCUUACUUAAUGUGGUUUUUGGUUUAAUAUUUAUUUUUAUUUGGCUCAGUGCUGCCCCCUGUCUGCCUCAGAAUGUAACUGCAUAACCGUAAACCAUCCCUGACUAGGCAGAUAACUGCUGUACUUGAAAAGUGCCCUUUAACAAAAUAAUCUAUUUUUAUAGUUCAUAUCAAUUCAGCAAAGUGGGAGUCCCACACAGACCAGCAUUUAGAUUAUGAAUGUACUUUUUAUACAAUUCUUCUCAGAGAUUUUACAAAGGAGGCCAUCGACUGUUUUAAACGCUUUAUACAACCACUUUGUUCCGAUUGUUGAAAACCACCAGCAGUUAACAGAUUUCACUGUUCAAUUAUCUUCCCUCUGAGCAGAGGGGAGUCGAAGCACACUUUGUGUGGGUUUUUUUUUUUUCCCUCUGUCCGCAGUUCUGUUAUUUGUUGGCAUUUUGGUUACUGCUCCAUGGAUGCGCCGUGUGUAAAUUGAUGGAAGUUAUACUAUGCAAAUUAUUACCUCAAUUUUUUGUUUUUUCUAGAAAAAAAAAUUACCUCAAUAAAUGAGAAUAUUUUUUCAUUUUUCUACAAAA